AUGGUCAAUCGAAACCAAAACGCUGACGAAAUCAUUCAUCGGGUUCGACAGGACGAAGCUACAGAGGAUAACGAUUUGACAGGCAUGGUCGAAAGGAUUAUGGCGCGAAAUGGGGUAAACAUAGGCCUGCACAGGCUAAACUAUACAUCUCCUUUGUCUGGAUAUGUGUUGCAAACUGAACUUCCCAGGAGAUGGAAGGUCCCAAAAUUCAUAAAAUACUAUGGUGAUACCAGUGAAUAUAUUGUCGAACAUAUAACCAGGUAUUUGACUGAGGCUGCGGACAUUGCUAACAACGAGAACUUAAGGAUAAGAUAUUUCCCUAGUUCUCUCACGAAAAAGGAUUUCACUUGGUUCACCACACUCCUAGUGAACUCCAUCCAUGAUUGGACUCGUUUAGAAAGAUUGUUCUAUGAACAGUUUUAUAUGGGACAAUCUAAGAUCAAUUUGAAGGAAUUAGGUAGUAUUGAGCAUAAGUUUAGUGAGCCAAUAGAUGAUUAUCUAAAUAGGUUCCAGUUAUUGAAGGAAAGGUGUUUCACACAAGUUCCCAAACAUGAACUAGUCUAA
Molecule: messenger RNA, 564 nt
Organism: Lathyrus oleraceus (garden pea)
Lineage: Eukaryota; Viridiplantae; Streptophyta; Magnoliopsida; Fabales; Fabaceae
Exons: 1
Coding region: 1-564 (187 amino acids)
Source: RefSeq, a predicted model, not a curated record